Messenger RNA from Suillus subalutaceus, 2001 nucleotides. RefSeq lists its product as uncharacterized. The coding region runs from base 1 to 2001 and encodes 666 amino acids. Lineage: Eukaryota; Fungi; Basidiomycota; Agaricomycetes; Boletales; Suillaceae. The record is from RefSeq and is a predicted model, not a curated record. The transcript is spliced from 9 exons.
AUGCCCUGCUCCCCGAUAUCACCGGUGGCGGGCAUAACAUUAGAAGCCCUUGAGUUAUAUCGGGUGGCGCACCUCAGGAACCCUCACUUGUCAAUCCAAGCCUUUGUCAAAACGAUAUGCGAUUUACACGGGGUGGAAUUCCAUCGGCACAUCUCACGUCAAUUUUCAAUUGCACUUGACAUAUAUCUUCAAAUCAGACGGGUUGUGGCCUCGCUCAUCAACAAAUCCCUCCGACGCGACUCGCCUGACUGGCGCCUCAAACAUGCAUGCCCUGCAUGCACUUACACGCUAACUGACGAAGAGAAGCUACACUUCAAGAUUCUCUAUGCUAUGGACGGGAACGACUCAUUGAAACGAAUUCUGCGACGCUCGCUUGAUGACGACGAUGACUCUCUUGGUCUAUCGUCCAAACUUCCCACUGGCCAGGUACUCGUUAGUGACCGUUACCUAUCUCGUAACUUUGUAGAGCAGUUUGCACAGGAUACGCCAUGUGAUACGGGAGCCAAUAGUCUGGCAGAGAACUCAUGCGAAGGCCGGUUGGAAAAAUAUGGACGAUGCGAGACAAAAAAGCUUGGGGUAUUUAUGACGAAAACUGGUGUCUUCGUCGCCGUAUGCCGCCACGGCUUUUGUUUACUUAUCGCAGACAUGGUGCAGAGCGGGGAGCGGUAUUCUACAGUGCAAAAAUACCCCUUGGCUAUUGUUGCCAAGCUGCUAGAUGCAUUUGGCGACGAUUUGGGCGGUGGCUAUGACAUCGGCUGUCAGUUUCAGACUACUCUUGACAACAGCUCUCUUGGUCCCCCUUGGGCGCGCUCAUUACAUCAUAGUUUGCCUGGUUGGCGCCUUUUUUCAUUAACAACUUACAUCAAAGGCAUUGGUAUCGAAGAUCUGGAGACUUGUGAGCGGACGUUCUCCAAGUCAAACUCCCUUGCAUCGGCUCUACGGUAUACUAGCGUUUUCCAUUGUCAACAGGCUAUCGAUUCAUAUUUCGAGCAUAACGACGAGCUCGAGGUAUAUGGCAAUCUUUCAAAUUUCUUGCAUGGUAACUACAACCAAGCUCUCGAGAUCAUCGCCAAUGGCGAAGCUGUCCUACCGAAGGGUCUAACACGAGAGCCUGAAGAAGAGACACUUCAAAUGGAGUACUGGCAGAGAUUAGUCAAUCUUAGUGCAAGCAAGGCAGGGAGACUCGUAGCUAAUAGAAAGUAUCAACGUGCCUUGGACCGUUUGGAAGGUUUGGUCGUGGCUCGCAUUUUCGAACUUGCGAAGAUGAAUAGGGCGGGGACAGGGGCCUUGCAGACGCGCUCUGCCGCCAUCAGGUCCGCCCUCAACACAUACAACAACCUUGCCAGUGCGGUGUACCCUCCCCGGCAAAUACUCAAGUGGGAGGAUGUUGUCGAGUACGCCUUUCUCGCUGACUUCGAGCUGCUACGAAAGACGCGCUCCGAUGUCUCUCAAUUACCUUGGUCAUCACCAGCAGCUCGGAGUGGGAUGGAUCUUUAUUUUAAAAUGUGUCGAGCACGCGAGGAGAUUUGUCGUCUGAAUAUCGAGGUUCGCCGUCUAGUGACAUAUAUACGAGAUGAAGAUAAGUAUUUGCGGGUGUGCGAAGAUCGACUCACAGUUGCUAACCCUGCCCUUGCCCAUCAAAUCGCUAUACAUCGGAACAUUCGUGGCCGGUUCAACUCCCGCCAUAUCAAGCGGCUCAAUGAUAUCUCAAAGCUUCCCGGCUUCAAUGGUACACUCGUCCCUGGUCUAAGUGCUUGCACCGGUAUCGGGGAGAGUGCCAGCAUGCCAGAUCCUCUGAUUCCCGCCAACGUGUUUGCUGCCCAUAUACCUGCACACAACCCUUCAUCCCCUAUAGGUGCGGAUACUCAAGAGGAUUUAGAUGAGGAGGAGAUCGCAGAGGAGGUCGCAGAAGAAGCCUCGAGGAGUUUGCAGGACAUUAUCACCAUCACCGCUGACUUCUCACAGCUCCAGGUUGUUGACAAUGGUGAAGUAGAGGAGUAG